AUGGAUCAGCGUUCACCAUCUGACCCAAGGAGGAUGACACCAGCCCUACUCCAGAUCCAGAGCCCAGCCAGCUGGCUCCCACACCCUGCACUGUCUGAGCCCACCACAGACACGGAGCCUGAGCUCAAUGGAGAGUCUGAUCAGGUGCAUGAGCCGUCUCCACUGGUUCCGUCCAGUCCCGAACCUGCGUCUGCUGAAUCUCCUGCGUCUUCUAUGGUUCUGCCCAGCUUCUGUUCUCCUGUGUUCCCUCCCAGCCUCCAUCUCCCACCUCCUCUACUUAAACCAGCCAGUUCCUCAUCCCUGCCUCUGCUGGUUCCUCCCUCCGACCCAUCGGCUCCAUCUUGGCUCCAUGUGCCCUCAUCUCCACUGUGGUCUGUCAUCCCAUCCUCCCAGACUUCCACCAUGGCUCCUCCCUCCUGCGACUUCACCAUGAAAGAUCUCGCUGACUGUGGCCUGGGUGAACCAACCCCUGUGGUGUGUAGCAGCAGCAAAGCAGAAUUCUGGGAGAAUGAACAAGCAGGCACAGAUCCAGUGUACUACCAUAACAUUCUGAACUUCAUUAAGUGGAUAUCUUUGGCCUUACAAAGGGCUGGUUCAGGCAGUCAGGAUAGGCCCCAUGACCCCCUUGGUAAAACAACGGGCUCAUUCUUUGCUCCACUGCUGACCUCAUUGUCUCUUUGUGGAGCGAAAAUCCAGAGUUGCAUUCUGCUCAGUGGUCAGACAGCUGCUGGUGUGCAGCAUCUCUGCUGUAAUGGAGGUGAGUGGAUGAGAGAGCAGUCCGAGCAGAUCCCACCAGGAAACACCGAUCCAAACAACCAAAACAUGAGUCUUAGCAGAGAUGCUGUGGCAGUGAUUGAGAAUCCUGUGGUCAGACAGUCUUUCCAUCCAGAGCAUCUGCAGGUGGACAGGAUUGAGACGGGCCAGAAUAAUCCCACCUGGAUCAGAGAGCUACAGUUUCUCCAUCCAGUGUCUGGCAAAGUGUCGGCCCAUAAACUGGUGAGAGUGUUUGCAGCUCUGUGUGUACUCUGUCUGCUGGGAGGUGUUGUCAUUGGAGUUUGGUUCAUAGUGAAAAUUCUCUUAAGGCCAAACUCAGCUCAGAGCCCUGUGAGUUUAGGAGACACCAAAGACACAUCCUUCUGCAAUGUAACCGAGGACACCUCUGUGAAGGACACCAGGAAAGUGUUUUACAGGAUCAGUGCUGAGAACUCUCUUCUGGAGAUCCAGCUGGAGAAGCUACAGAUGUGGCUGCCCGUAUGUUACGAGAGGUGGAACUCCUCUCUGGGAACGCUUGUAUGUCGACAACUGGGCUAUCUGAGAUUGUCAAAGCACAAAGGGGUGAAUCUGACUGAUAUUGGGCCGAACUAUACAGACGGAUUUGUCCAAAUCACCUCAGAACACCAAAGCAAUUUGGAGAGUUUAUGGCGUUUCAGGGUAAGCUGUAGUACAGGAAAGGUGAUAGCACUGAAAUGUUUUGAGUGCGGUACCAGAGCAAAGUUACCUAGGAUUGUUGGAGGAGUGGAAGCCACUCUUGGCAGAUGGCCCUGGCAAGUGAGUCUCUACUACAGUAACCGCCACAUCUGUGGAGGAUCUGUCAUCACCAACCAAUGGAUAGUUACAGCUGCUCACUGUGUCCACAACUACAGGCUACCUCAAGUGUCCAGUUGGGUGGUUUACGCUGGUAUUGUAACCAGCAAUUCAGCUAAAUUGGCUCAAUACCAAGGCUUAGCUGUGGAGAGGAUCAUCUACAACAAGAAUUACAACCACAGGAUGCAUGACAAUGAUAUCGCUUUGGUGAAAUUAAGAACUCUUUUGAAUUUCUCAGACACCAUCAGACCUGUGUGUCUACCUAAGUAUGAUUAUGAUCUACCAGGAGGAACCCAGUGCUGGAUCUCUGGUUGGGGAUAUACACAGCCAGAUGAUGUUCAUAUACCAGAGGUUCUCAAAGAGGCACCUGUACCUUUAAUAAGCACAAAGAAAUGCAAUAGCUCUUGCAUGUACAAUGGAGAGAUCACCCCUCGAAUGCUCUGUGCUGGAUAUACAGAAGGAAAAGUAGAUGCAUGUCAGGGGGACAGUGGAGGUCCUCUGGUUUGCCAGGAUGAGAAUGUCUGGAGGCUGGUUGGUGUUGUUAGCUGGGGAACAGGCUGUGCUGAGCCAAACCAUCCAGGAGUUUAUACCAAAGUGGCUGAGUUUUUAGGGUGGAUAUAUGAGAUUAUAGAGGUAAGUAUGAAUGAAUGA
This is a messenger RNA of Sinocyclocheilus rhinocerous, 2235 nucleotides long. Its product is annotated as transmembrane protease serine 5-like. Gene Ontology annotation, cellular component: membrane. The record is from RefSeq and is a predicted model, not a curated record. Gene Ontology annotation, molecular function: serine-type endopeptidase activity. NCBI's taxonomy places the organism in Eukaryota, Metazoa, Chordata, Actinopteri, Cypriniformes, Cyprinidae. Gene Ontology annotation, biological process: proteolysis.